AUGGGGGAGAGUGAGAGACAGAGAGGAGCUGAGUACCUGUUAAAUCCAUCUGUAUCUCCUCUCAGCUCCCUGAUGAUGCUGUGGAAACUGGAAAAUGUGUUCUUAUCCCAGCCUGUGGGGGACCCAGGCUCUCAGCUGCAGCUAUCCCUGCUCCACUGCACCAUGGGCAUCCUCAGGCCCAGCCGCUGGCUUCUGGUCCUGGGUCAUAUACUUCUGCUUAAGAUCCAGCCCAUAAAGGUUCAGGGAACUGACCCUGUGUCCCAGAAACUACGACGGCUCAAUGAUCAGUUCCAGCAGUUCCGGGCGCUGGCCCAGGCCCGUUUGGAUUUGUUGGCCUUGAACCAGAACAGAAACUCCUCUGGGGGCCUGGAGAGCCGUGUCCAGGCCCUGAAUGACCAUUACCACCACAUGUCACAGGACCUUGAACACCUCAAGCAGAGCACAACGCAGGAGAUAGAGGCUCUCAGAGACUGGACUAGGAAGAUUGAGAAGAAGAAUAAAAGGUUGGAGGGUCGUCUGGCUUUGAUGGAGAGAAACCUGAGAGAGUUCCGCCGCCAUGCCCAGAGACAGAAGCCUGAUCCUAUUCAGGAUUUCCUCAACCUCACUCUGGAGCUCCAAAGCCAAGAGGAGAGGCUAGAUGCCCUUCAGAUCCAGCGUGAUGAGCUGGUAGUUGGGCUAAAAGGGUUGCAAGAAUCCUUGAUAAAUCAGGCCCUGCGAGUCACCCAACUGGAGGACCGUCUUAAUGAGGUGCUGCAGUGGAAUAGAGGAAGGAAUAUCAUGGGGUCAGGGAGGGUGGGAGAGCCUCUCAGCUCCAACAGCACACCUCAGGAAUAUGACAAACCACACAGCAAUACACAAAACCAAAGACAAGGAAGGCCUGGAAGGAUUCUUGGAGGACAUACCCAACCCAGACGAGAAGGAAUCAGCCAAGCCAAACAGGCCAAGCCGUAUCAGAACCACUCAACAAACCAGCCUAAGCGUUCAAAAGCCCAGAAGCUAAGACCUCAGCCAGACUCUCAUCCACAUAUACAAGACCAGUAUCCAAAUCCAUAUUACCUGCCCCACCCUGAGCCUUACCGUCCCCAGUCACAGCUCCAGAUCCAAGCCCAAACACAGCCUUACCCGAUCCAGCAGGAGCAGCUCCAGUCUCGCCAGACUGAGCCUUUUCAUCAUGCCCAGAUCCAAGCCCAGGUCCAACAACCAUCCCAGCCUCAGUUACACCCUCAGACAGGCUCCCAACUUCCCAACCCCCGUCACCCAUCUUGGCCCCAUUCACAGCCUCAAACCCAGUCUGAACCCACCAAAGACAGACAGAGAAGCACCAGAGUGGGAGUCUCCCCUCCACAAGCCUCAGAUUUUCUCCCUCAAACCCAGUCUGAGUAUUAUCAGCCCAGGGCUACUACGUGGAAAGGUGAAGAGGAAGAAGAAAGUGACAUAAAGGUAGAAUCUUCAGUUAUCCAUAACAUGCUCCAGCUUCCUGUGAGGCACAAGAUUCCUGCACAACCAGUUCCCAAAAAGCAUGCAACCAUCUGUAAUGUAGAUUCCAUGCUGUUCUUCCCUUCGGCAUCACUGGAGAACUACGUCACCUUCUUCUCAACUUUUCCUGAUCUUCCUGAAUUUUCGGUGUGUCUGUGGCUUCGUGUAGAAAACUCCCAUGUCGGCACACUGCUCUCCUAUGCCACAGAUGACAAUGACAAUCAGUUAGUUUUGUAUGGACGAAAUGUCUCUGCUUCUUCCUCAUCCUUCCAGCCCUUCUACUCCUCUUCUCCACCCUCACCUUUUUCCUACCCCAUUGCUUCCUCACCUUCUCUGGACUUUGUCCUUGGAGACCCUGUCUAUCGCAGCCUUCCAGUAUUGUUGCUGCUGGAUGCUCACUGGCACCACCUCUGUGUCCUCUGGUCCUCCAUCCAAGGUCGGUUCUGGCACUAUAAUGACCGGCGCCUCACCUCUUCAGGCUCCAACUUCAGAAAGGGCUGGGAGAUUCCUGGAGGUGGAACUGUGGUGUUGGGUCAGGAGCAGGACUCUGUUGGUGGAGGGUUUGAUCCCACAGAAGGUUUUGCAGGGCAAGUGGCAGGGUUCAGGGUAUGGAACAGAGUCCUGAGCCCCUUGGAGGUAGAAGGGGUGGCAGAAGGGAAAGGUGUUCCCAGAGGGGUGGUGCUGGGUAUGGAGGAUAUAAAGGAGGUACAUGGAGAGGUGCAACAGGUGGCUUGUGAAUGUUUAGAGCACUGUGUGGGAUGAGUUCAUGAAGGAUUCCUCCUAUUCUUAAGAGGUCAAAUUCGGAUUUAAUUGAAACUCUUAAAAUGUGCAGUGGUCCAUUAAGAGACAGUUUUAGUUAUAUAUCUUUUUGGCUUUAAAAUCAGUUCAAAGACUAUCAUUAGUUAUCGGUACAG
Molecule: messenger RNA, 2390 nt
Organism: Monopterus albus (swamp eel)
Lineage: Eukaryota; Metazoa; Chordata; Actinopteri; Synbranchiformes; Synbranchidae
Gene: ptx4
Product: pentraxin 4, long
Exons: 5
Coding region: 1-2238 (745 amino acids)
Source: RefSeq, a predicted model, not a curated record